Messenger RNA from Uranotaenia lowii, 6910 nucleotides. RefSeq names its product paired amphipathic helix protein Sin3a (gene Sin3A). The coding region runs from base 394 to 5652 and encodes 1752 amino acids. The transcript is spliced from 11 exons. Gene Ontology annotation, molecular function: transcription corepressor activity. Gene Ontology annotation, biological process: negative regulation of transcription by RNA polymerase II. Gene Ontology annotation, cellular component: chromatin. Lineage: Eukaryota; Metazoa; Arthropoda; Insecta; Diptera; Culicidae. The record is from RefSeq and is a predicted model, not a curated record.
UUCAGUCUGAGAAGUGCAGAUACGCAACAAAGCUGCUGUAGAAAAUUGGAAAAAUAUUUGUUCAAUCAUUGAUUCAACGUUCCAAACUAUUGAAAAAGUGGAGUGUAGUAAGAAAUUCAUCGAAUAAACUAUAAAACUUAUCUUGAAGUGGUGUUUUAAACGAGUUGAUUGUGUUUCAAAUUCGAAUGGAAACCUGGUGAAAAAUGUGAAAAAUCUCAUACCGAUUAAAUAGUUUUCCCAUUUCCAUUAAAGUAAAAUUACAGUGACUAUUCAAAAACUAAAUUAAUCGAAAGCCUAUUAAAAUUGUGUCAUAUAUAAAGCGGAAAAACAUCUCGAAAAUCGGAGUCUUAAAACAUUUUUGGUAGUAUUCUGCCAAUAAAAAAUGCAACCACGAUGAAGCGUGGCCGCACGGAGGAGAUUCAAUUUGGGCAGCCCCCCAGGGCGGGUGCCACUGCCCAACACCAGCGCUUGAUCACCACUAGUCAACCGCACAGCACUGGACCCACGAUCCAGUAUCAAAUCGCUCAGAAUGUUAUCAAAACGACGUCCGCCGAUGUGGCUGCUAACCUGAGCCAAUCUCAGCCCCCGCAGCAGGUACCCCAGCUGCAACAGUCGCAGGUGGUGUCAACGCAGCAACAACAGCAGACAUCCUCCUCACAGCAAGGACCCUCGACGCAGCAACCGGCCGGUGUCCAGUACACUACGACCCCCUACUCGACCGGAAUCACUGGUACCAAUUUGGUCAAAACUACCACACACGGUGGUCCAUCGUCUGUGCCGCCAACUUCGGCUCAGCAAAUCCAUGUUGUCAACGCAUCCAAUCCGGUACGCAGCCAUAAGGGUACCACCAGCACAACGGCACCCGUUGGUGUGACCAGUCAAGUGAUAACCACGAUGCCGACAAGCGUCAUUCCAAACGCGCAACCUCAACCGCCACCGCCCCCGCAAGGGCAGGGUCAAUUCCAGCGUCUCAAGGUUGAGGAUGCCCUCAGCUAUUUGGAUCAGGUCAAGUUCCGUUUCGGAAAUCAACCGCAGGUUUACAAUGAUUUUCUCGAUAUUAUGAAAGAAUUCAAAUCGCAGAGCAUCGAUACGCCUGGUGUCAUUCAACGAGUCUCGAAUCUUUUCAAAGGUCAUCCAGAGUUGAUUGUCGGGUUCAAUACUUUCCUGCCGCCUGGAUACAAAAUAGAAGUACAAGCAAAUGACCAAGGCUACGCCUUUCAGGUCUCCGUAUCAGUGCCAUCAACAUCGGCUGGAACUGCCGUGGCACCACAACCGUCACCUCAUAAGUACAAUACCAUCUUCCAGGGGACUGGUCAGAUCGUGCAAACCGGUAAUACCGCCGUUAAUUUAAUGACCUAUAGCCAUAACCCUGGUUCUGUCCAUACGUCCAUACAACCAAGUCCAGCAUCCAGUGGACCAGGAGGAGUGCAGAGCACUAGCGUUAGCAGUUUAUCCUCAAUUUCGCAAUCGCCACAGAACUUCUCGCGUGAUCGCGAGCGAACCAUUUCCGGUGGAAGCAGCGGCACGACAAUAACACCAAACAAUGUGUCCGUCGGUGCAGUGUCAACAGAUCCGAGUGCAAUCAAUAGCCAACAACAAAAUCUCCAUCAUCGAAUGAUCUCACAGCAGGUUAUUUCUCACCCGCCCCAGCAGCCACCUCCGGCUCCAGAGCCUUCCGUUGGAAACGUUACGCCGAAUCAACCGGUCGAGUUUAAUCACGCUAUAACGUAUGUCAAUAAGAUCAAGAACCGGUUCCAUUCACAACCCGAAAAAUACAAGCGAUUCUUGGAAAUUCUACACACCUAUCAGAAGGAGCAGAAAAAUUACAAAGAUGGGCCACAGGGAAGUUGUAAUUCUGGAUCGAAGCAGCUAACGGAAGCCGAAGUAUACGCCCAGGUGGCCAAACUGUUUGAUAACCAGGAAGAUUUGCUACGCGAAUUCGGUCAGUUUCUCCCAGACGCAUCCAAUCACGCACCUAUGCACGGAACGAAAAACCAUACAAUGCAUGAACAGGUUCCACCUCCACAGCCAUCUCAAGCACACGGCAAGAAACUCUCCGGCAAUUUGAUGAACGCCAACGUCAAGGGUGGCUACAGUAGUUCGCAUCAAGCCAAUUUGGCCAGGUUGCAUGAACGAGAUUAUGGAAUGAAUGAUAAAGAUUUUGCAUCGGGUGUCCCUGUUAGCGGAGGAAGAGGAGCUGGUGGAAUAGAAAAAGAACCUAGAAAUCACGCCAAUAAUCAAAAGUAUGGUCACAACGCUUCGGGUUUAGGAGGUGGACAAGGUGGUAAUGCGAUCAAAAGGUCACCUUCGUACUCCCAGAUGCCUCCGAUGGGUGGGCACAAUUUGACAGCUCGAGAAAGGGAUGGACCACCAAUUAAGCGUCAUAAGCCGAUUUGUCGAGAUGUAUCUGUGUCCGAAGCUUCCAAAUUCGGAACGUUAAAUGAUUACGCCUUCUUCGAUAAAGUGCGGAAAGCCCUACGGAGUCCGGAUGUGUAUGAAAAUUUUUUGCGAUGCCUAACUCUGUUUAACCAGGAGAUUGUAUCAAAAUCUGAGCUGCAAACACUGGUGACACCUUUCCUAAGCCGAUUUCCAGAUCUGUUGAAGUGGUUCCAGGACUUCCUGGGACCUCCUACAACCCAUGAAAGCAUCCCCUUGGCAGUGGCCCAGCGACAAGAUCGAUCUCAAGGCGAGCUGGCAACUGAUAUCGAUUUGUCUACUUGUAAACGUCUAGGUGCUAGCUACUGUGCACUUCCCAAAUCUCACGAAAAUGUUAAAUGUUCAGGUCGGACGGCAUUGUGCCGGGAUGUAUUAAACGAUACCUGGGUGUCUUUCCCGACAUGGGCUGAGGAUUCCACCUUUGUUACAUCACGUAAAACCCAAUACGAAGAGUUCAUUUACCGUUGCGAAGACGAACGGUUCGAAUUGGAUGUGGUGAUAGAAACCAACAGUGCAACGAUUCGUGUAUUGGAAGGUGUGCAGAAGAAGCUGAGUCGCAUGUCGCCGGACGAGGUUACCCGGUUCCGGCUGGAUGAGUGUCUUGGAGGGACUUCUCAAACUAUCCAUCAGCGUGCUCUGAGGAGAAUAUAUGGGGACAAGGCGAAUGAUAUCAUCCAAGGGUUGCGGAAAAAUCCAGUGGUGGCCGUACCGGUGGUGUUGAGAAGAUUGAAGGCUAAGGAAGAAGAAUGGCGCGAAGCGCAGAAAGGAUUCAACAAGCAAUGGCGUGAACAAAACGAAAAGUACUAUCUGAAAUCACUCGACCAUCAGGGAAUUAACUUUAAGCAAAACGAUAUUAAAGCGCUUCGAUCGAAAAGUUUGUUCAAUGAAAUUGAAACUCUUUUUGAUGAGGUGAGUUAUAUGAAGCGCCACGAGCAGAAUGAAACGGGUAGCGUUAAUCCGCUGGUAAGCGGUCCGCACUUAAUCAUACCCUACAAAGAUAAAACCAUCCUGGACGAUGCAGCUAAUCUCUUGAUCCAUCAUGUCAAACGUCAGACCGGCAUCCAGAAGCAGGAGAAGGCUCGUAUCAAACACAUUUUGCGACAAUUUGUUCCAGAUCUGUUCUUUGCCCCUCGACAGCAGCUAAGCGACGAUGAACGGGAAGAAGACGACAAAGACAUGGAUGUUGAUCAAGACAACGAAGAAGACAAAUCUUCGACCAAGAACGGCAAUAAAACAGGCAGUAGCGCUCCUUCAAGUAGUACUAAUGCGACGUCAAGUGGUAGUAGUUCCGAUAAGGACAAAGAAGUACCUGUUACGGUAAAGGAGGAAACACCCGAUAGUACAAGCGAUCCAGCAAUAGCAAAUAUCGAAAGCACAAUUUCGGCGAAGGAUAAAGCGACGAUUGCCACUAGCAGUGGCAGUGACACGAAACUCGCAUCAAGUGCAAGUGAUACCGAAGCAAGCACAUCCAAACGAAACUCUACGGAUACCAGCAGUAAAGAAGCCAUAGUAGACAGUACGAUAAAAGUUGAGAUCAAGCAAGAGAGCGAUUCGGAUCAACCGGGAGCUUCAACGACUGCAGCAAAUCAACCAUCCCAGGGUGCUCAACCGCAAACACAGUCGACGCUUCCGGCGCAUGCAGUUAGUAAACAUUACGAGGAAGCUUACACUCUGUUCUUCACCAACAACCAUUGGUAUUUGUUCUUGCGGUUACACGCAAUUCUGUGCGAAAGGCUAAGGACUAUCUACGAGAGGGCAAACAUCAUAGCCAAUGAGGAAAAGGCUUAUCAAUUGUCACGGAGUAACAGUACAGCGACCGCGUUGCGGUUGAAACCAAAAAGUGACGUCAAGGUUGAAGAUUUCUACACUACAUUCCUGGACAUGCUCAAGAAUCUGCUGGAUGGCAACGUGGAGGCAAGCAACUUUGAGGAUUCACUGCGAGAAAUGUUUGGCAUUCACGCGUACAUUGCAUUUACUUUGGACAGGGUGGUCCAAAAUGCCGUUCGGCAACUGCAACACUGCGUCACAGAACGGGGCGCACUCGAGUGCGUUGAUUUGUUCCUUACCGAGCAGCGCAAGGGAGGUGCAGGUGGACUCUGCCGAACAGCUUCCCGGCGCGUUUCCAAUGAGCUGAACUACCAGCGGAAGGCCGAGGCGGCACUGCAGGAGGAAAACUGUUUCAAGGUGCACAUUUACAAAAUUGAUUGUCGCGUCACAAUCGAGCUGUUGGACACAGAAACGGAGGACACGGCACAGGCUUUCAAUCAGGCUCAAUCCUACAGUAACUACGUCGAUCGUUUAACGAAUCCGGCAGCCGUGGGAUCCACGGCAGGUGGCACCGCUGUGCCUGGAGGUUUGGCUACGACGGGCAGUGAAAGUGGCAGCAUUGCUAGCGGUGGCGGCUGUGGAUCUUCGACGACAAAUGUGGAAAUCAAAACCGAGAAACCGGACGAUGAUGUGAACAAUGGAAAUGGCCCUCGAAAGGCUUUGUUCCUUCAGAGGAAUCUGAAACGGUGCAAAACAACUUCUCAACAGCAGGCACACAUCGAAACCGAGAGGACUCCGUUGGUGGCAAUAAUAAAAAGCGAGGGUUCUCUUUCGAGCAAUGAAGGUACUCCACCAGUAACAUCCGCUGCGGACAACACAAACAAAAGCGGCAGUGGGAGCGGAAGCGAUAAUAAAACGAUGGAACCAGGAGGCAAAAACAACAACAACAACGACCAGACAAAAAAAGCCGAUGAUAUCCUGUGGCCUCUCGGAAAGACGAAAGGGAUACCAGAAAGAUUGCCCACGAGCAAUGGCAAUCAGGACUAUUACGUGGAUGACCGAGAACAGUUCCGAUUGAACAAAAACAACUAUAAGAUCAGCUAUGUUCUCAACAAGGAUCACGUGUUCUACAAACGAAAGUCGCUGUUACGGGCAAAAGAGACACACCCACAGGUCACGAAAUCGAUGCACCAACGUUUCGAUGCGUUUGUCCAAAAGUGGCUCAGUCGGAACGUCAACGAUUCGCAACGAUCCCAGUGCCAGGAGUGGCUUCUCGGCACUCGGCUAGAUCUGGUCAAAAACGUGACCGUCAUCAAACAAAACAACGACAUCACACGGACACCGUACAUGCCGUACAAUAGGUACAGGGUCGAAAAGAUUGACCAUUCGUCUGCAGUAACGACACCUUCUACGGCGGUGGUCACAACGACGUCCAAUUUGACAUGCUGAAUGGGAAUGGAAAGGUGAGUAAGUUCAAACAGGCGGCAGCAAGUCAUUUAUUUAAAAAAUCACAGACAUGCUCAUUCAGCUACUUUUGAUAACGAGCAGCGGUAGAGAAGGGAAAAAAGUAUUAGAACGCUAGAAGAACGCUUUGAUUCGACGACAAAGGCAUGACAAGUGUGUUAGAACCGGUAGAAGGGCAUGUCCUUCUACCGAUUGACCAACUGAAAUUGCGCAGGUUGCAUUACACGUUUUGUAAGGUUAAUAAUAUUUUACUGUCAAUACAUCUUUUUUUAUUACACUGAUACUUCUAGGAUAAGCAGAGUUUUUAAACAAGAUAGUGAUUAGUCGAGUUGAGAGAGAGAGAGAGAGCAGGAGAAAAAUAAGAAAACACAAAAAUUAUGCAAAACAAAUUAUUGUACAAUUUCAGAAAUUGAUUAUAAACGUUAAACUAUUAAGAACAGAACACCCCAAGAAAACUUUUAGAUGUGUAGGUAAAGCGAAUAUUAUUUUCAUUACACUCGUUGAGUUCAUUUAUUGAAUUAUAUUCUCAAUCGUCGCAAUGCAGAAAAAUAGGAUGAUGGAGAAGCUUGUACUGUAUAGGAUUAGGUCCAUACGUUGGUCGUUCAAACUACGAGUGAACGUUCAUCAGCUAUUGAUAUAAAUAGUGUUAUUACAGAAUAGGUUAAGGUCCACUUCCAGUACAUGCGUUAAUAUUCCGUUUAAGUUAUUGCAAAAAAGCCUUUGUAUAGUGAGCAUACAUGUAUAUGGAAUGUGAGUUCCUUCUGUGCAUUAAGUUGUCUUUCCGUAAUGUACCAUGGAGAAGGCAUAAGAAAACCUUUUUAUCAUACUUUCUAAGACAGUGCGCGAACAAGUUGUUUCGUUCCCUGAACCACCCACCGGUUGGGGCAGAAAAACUGAUUAAAAUCUCAAAUUAUAUUUCCCAAACACCACACCUCGUGUACAAUUUCCGUCUGAUGCUGUUCGAAAUGUUCAUAGUAUCAGAGCCCAUGAAGGAUUUCUUCGCCCGUGAGUGAGUUUCGCUUCAUCGGGAUUUGUUGAUUUGACAUUUCUAUUUAACAAAAUACUUCUGAUUGGAGCAACAAACAAAAGUUGAGGCAGUUCGCCGCUAGAAUACGUAUAGUAGUGACAAAGAGAAUAUGUUAUACAAUUUUCCACUGUGAAUACUAAAUAAGGAUUAUUGAAAACAAAAUCUGAAAAUAUUUAAACCGAAAACAAACAUUAAUAAAUGUAAAGUUAUUUGAAA